This is a messenger RNA of Colletotrichum truncatum, 1089 nucleotides long. Its product is annotated as cytochrome b5. The record is from RefSeq and is a predicted model, not a curated record. NCBI's taxonomy places the organism in Eukaryota, Fungi, Ascomycota, Sordariomycetes, Glomerellales, Glomerellaceae.
AUGCACACGUAUUUUCUCGGCUUGAGUCUUGUUGGAUACGAUUCCCUCUGGGGGCGGAUGGUACGUAGCGGCGUGGCAGGAGCUAUUGGGUCAGUGAAACGAACAGGAAUCUUCCCGAACGGCGAUGCACUCAGAACCAGCUUCACAGGUCUCGCAGGAGUAGACCAGUAUCUCAUCCCUGCAGUCAUAUUUUACAAUAACAUUUUAAGCAAUGGCUCCGCGAAUGAUCGAAUGCUACUCAUCAGUUUGUUUACGACUAUGCAGACGAUGUCGCAUUGCAUGCUGGUUCUUGGAUGGAAUCGAGGGAAAAGGCCUUGGUGGGCGACUUGGGAGCAUCUCUUUUGGGGCGUCUACAACCAAGCUUGGGGUGCUGCAGCCGUGUAUCCCCUUUACUGUUUUUCACAUGCUGAGGGCUUUCUCCGCGAUAAUGAGACCGAGACAGACGAACAACGUCCAAUCGGUCCAUCUGAUCCAACAGAGGCUCUUGCGUUGAUUCCAACCGCAAUCCUGGGGUCAAUUACACCGGCAAUGCUCCUAUACCCCGCUUUCAAUCCAGGUUGUGAUACUGGCCUGCGGCAAGGGAUUAUUGCUUUUUACCGGUUCACACCACUUGCACUUGCUCUUGCGCAUCCGUUCUUUUCUUCAGUCCAGAAAAAGGCGCAAGGCUCAUAUCAAUGGAAAUCGCCACCUAUAAAGUCGGAAAGCCUUGUCGCGACAUCAUUAGUUAUCUCAGGAGCCGUGGCCACGGUAGGUCAUGGAUGGGCUCUGCUUGGUUCCAUAAGUAGCGGUAUCCGUGGGGUAUUCUGGCCCUCGAAGCAACUUAAUCUUGUUUCGCCCAUGAUGAUUGCUGAUGGAGCCCGCGAUUUCCUUCAAUGGGACAUUAUCGUCAUAACAGCCGCGCUGGUCCCCUUUGCCGAUCAAGUAUUGAAGUCGUCGGGGCUCGUUCGUCGUCUGCGGAAGCGCAACAAGUUAUUCUCGAUACUGUCUGAUUCGUUCAUAGGAAGGAUGGCGUUGCUUACCUUGGCUAGUGGCAUACUGUCCCCUGGUGCUGUCGUCGCGUUUUCGCUAGCAGUUAGAUCAUAUACAUAA